This is a messenger RNA of Aspergillus ochraceoroseus IBT 24754, 1241 nucleotides long. RefSeq names its product putative HIT finger domain protein. The transcript has 4 exons. Lineage: Eukaryota; Fungi; Ascomycota; Eurotiomycetes; Eurotiales; Aspergillaceae. Gene Ontology annotation, molecular function: nucleosome binding. The record is from RefSeq and is a predicted model, not a curated record. Gene Ontology annotation, biological process: chromatin remodeling. The coding region runs from base 1 to 822 and encodes 273 amino acids. Gene Ontology annotation, cellular component: Swr1 complex.
AUGUAUCACGUCGAACUCAUCGCCAACACUUCUACUCACGUCACCCCCGGCUGGACGUACGUCGCCGAUCGAGGCUUCGACCCUGCCAAAGCCGCAAUCGCUCCUAAUCUGGGAAGGAAACGAGGAAUCCGCGGCCCUGCACGAACCGACGUGUCCUCUAGACGAACUAAUGCCAUCGUUCGACACCUCGCAGAGCUCGAUCGCGAAAACCACAAGGAUGUUUCGAUUCCGAUUCCAGUGAAGCCGCAGAAAGAUGCUGGGAAGGCGACAAGAGGUAAAGUCACGUCGAAUGUACGCCGUAUUCUCCAGUCACAAAAGACCUUCCGCAAUUACCUUGACGAUGAGGAAGCCGCGUUGGCGCAAGCCGCAGCGGCACCUACCCCUGCGCAACGACCGUCGAUAAGCAAAGUUACCAAGCCAUCGUCGCUACGAAGAAGUUCAACGCCAGCUACAGCAACUACGCCGGGACUCGAGCCGAACCACUAUGGAAAAGACGACGAAAAACAAGAACAAGAACAAGAACAAGAACAAGAACAAUCGGAAACCCAACUCAUCAAGUCGAAACACGAUACCGACCCGCUUCUCCGCUCGUAUAUCCCCUCUGCACCGUCAGAACGUAUCAUGCAGGCUCUCCUCGCUGAGCCUCCGCUAACGUACAAUGCUUCGCGUGCUGGGCCGCCAGGGACGGGGAGAGCGCCGCGGCAUUUUUGCUGUAUGUGUGGAUAUUGGGGUAAGAUCCGGUGCAAGAAUUGCCACCAGCGCACAUGUGGACUAGACUGUUAUAAGAUUCAUGAGGACUCGCGGUGUGGAGCGUUCUUCUAAUGAAUUUCUUUUCCUCAUCUUCCUUGAGGGAUUAUUCCUUCCCCCCCCCCCCCAUUUUCUUUUGGUGCUCUGGCACUCAGAACGUUAUUAGAUCACGGUAUAUAUCGGAUGGAUACUCUUCCAUCCGCCACUUAUCUAGGGGCGAAGAGCUCAUCCGCCUCCCUUAUCCUGGGCUACCGUGACCAUACAGGACCAAGGACACCAAUAUCUCGACAGAAAUUUGUCUAGCAGAUUCUCAAGUCUGUUAACAAGAGCAUAUUUGGUCUUUAGUUUCUUGUUGAAACUAUAUCACGAUAUCACAACACUUCCGGCUCCGCACUACAACAACAACAACUACUACUACUACUAUAGACAGACACUGAGGAACACCAGACUGUGGAGUGGAAUAUCAAGAUGGACAUAACCUACAUAUUCCAUUA